Molecule: messenger RNA, 979 nt
Organism: Bubalus bubalis (water buffalo)
Lineage: Eukaryota; Metazoa; Chordata; Mammalia; Artiodactyla; Bovidae
Product: UL16-binding protein 1
Exons: 6
Coding region: 55-828 (257 amino acids)
Biological process (GO): positive regulation of T cell mediated cytotoxicity; antigen processing and presentation of endogenous peptide antigen via MHC class I via ER pathway, TAP-independent; antigen processing and presentation of endogenous peptide antigen via MHC class Ib
Cellular component (GO): external side of plasma membrane
Source: RefSeq, a predicted model, not a curated record
CCCUCGUAUAAAUAGCUCCCUGCAAGGUCGGAUCCAACCAGUUUCCACGUGGUGAUGGACAGGAAGGCUGGCCCCGGAGCGCGUCUUGGUUUCGCGGCUCAGGUGCUACUCGUGGCUUUCCGGUUGUGCACGGCGCAAGGCGGAUCGCCCUGUGCUAUCAGCCAGCGACGUACUCUCUGCAACGCUCACUCUCUUUGCUACAAUUUCACCAUCGAUCCUCACCCCAGUCCUGGAGAGCCGUGGUGUGAGGUUCAAGGCCAGGUCGAUGGGAAUGUUUUUCUCUCCUAUCACUGUGGUGGCACCAAGAUCCAAUCCACAAGUCCAUUGGGAGAGGAGGUGAAAACUACACACACUUGGGAAACACAGACAGAAACACUGAGAGACAUCGGGGACUUCCUCAAGGGGCAAUUUCCUGACAUUAUACCGGAGAAACACACGGCCAGAGACCCUCUGACCCUGCAGGGCAGGAUGACAUGCCAUUGUGAAGAGAAUGGACACAUCAAUGGAUCCUGGCAGUUCGGCUUCAAUGGAGAAAUGUGCGUCCGCUUUGAUUCAGAGAAUGGGCACUGGACAAUAGAUCAUUCUGGAGGGAGACAGAUUAAAGAGAAGUGGGAGAAUGACAGAGCUGUGACCGACUUCUUCAAGAAGGUCUCCAUGGGAGACUGUCGGGCCUGGCUUCAGGAUUUUAUGGUGCUCUGGGAGAAAAUGUUGAAGACCUCAGCAUCACUGACCACAGGCCCCCCGACAGUGCAGUCCAUGGCCACAGCCAUCAAGUCCAAACCCUGGAUCCUCCCCGUGGUCCUCAUCAGUUUCAUCAUGUUUUCCUAGGCUGAGUCCUUUCCAGGAGCAGGUGAUGCUGCUCCCAGGAAGCCCCAACAGGUGCUCUGUCAGCCUCAGGACUCAGUCUUUGCUUGGCCGCCUUUGAUCUCCUGCUGUUUGCAUAGUUUGCAUAUUUUUUAAUACAAAUCUUUUAAUGAGA